GAUACAGAGAGAGAACAUACUAAGCGCUUGCUCCAGAGAUUUGACGAUUUCACACUAUUAUUUAUUGCUUAUUGUUUAACUUGAUUGAUUGUCUUAUAUAUUUAACCAAUUGCUUCAUUUUUAAUAGUUUAUUUGUAAAUCUUGACUGAGUUAAUCUUAACAAUAACCGUUUUUUAGAGGUAAGUAAAAUCAGCCAACUUGUAGCAGUUAGCCUGGUUUAGAAUUGAAGUUUAGGUUACCAUGGAGAUCUACAGUGGCCACGCCCGCGGUGUCGGUGAGGUGAAGGGAAGAGAGAUGAGCUGGGCCGAGCAAGUGGACCUCGCUUACCCCCUGGAGGAGUGCUGGAGUGAGAGCUGCCUGACUGACCCACAUCUGUGUAUGGAGGACCACUACAGGCCUGAGGUGCGGUCAGGAGAGGAGAAGCUGGCCUUGGAUAGCGGGUACCUGACCCUGGCCAAUGGGGACCCCUUCGCCCUGAUGAAGGUGAACACUGUUGCAUCGGGGAGGUUCAGGAAGGCAGAGAGUGUCGUCAGCCUGGCCCAGACUCGGGCCAGCCUCACGUACCCCCUGGAGGAGUUGAAUGUGAACACCGUUGCAUCAGGGAGGUUCAGGAAGGCAGAGAGUGUCGUCAGCCUGGCCCAGACUCGGGCCAGCCUCACAUACCCCCUGGAGGAGUGCUGGAGUGAGAGCUGCCUGACUGACCCACAUCAUCUCUGUAUGGAGGACCACCACAGGCCUGAGGUGCGGUCAGGAGGGUACAAGCUGGACCUGGAUAGCUGGUACCUCUCCCUGGCCUACGGGGACCCCUUUGCCUUGAUGAAGGUGAACACCGCUGCACCGGAGGGGUUCAGAGCCUGAGAACAUGACCGCAUCACAUCCCCCGCACACAACACUUGCCUUACCCCACACUGCAGUCCUUGACCUGAGACCACCUGGUCAAGGGUACUGCUACGUCCACUCAUCCGAGAUUUCCUGAGAUAGGAAGGGCGUGGAGGGGAUGGAAAGAUGGGAGAGGGACAGGAGACCCUGGGAAUACUUAGCAGACCUUGGGGCUCUUAGUACACUCACACAUGUAGCCAAAACUUACUUACACCUACUUAUUUGAAAUAGCCUAUACUAAAAUAGAGUUUCAAAGUAUACUAAGCCCAUUGUAGCUUAGCGUCCAAAUAUGCUUCAAUAACAUUUAUUGUAAUGGCGAUGUAUAAGAAUAAGGAUAGCCCUAUAUUUACAAAAUCAAAAGUUACUGUACUAAAAUGUAUUUAGUCAAUUCCCCUAAAUGACGCCAAAUAAGUUGGAAAAUCAGAAACGUGUCUUUAAACUAUUAUUAAGGGUCAUUAGUUCCUUUAUUAUGUUUAUGUUUAUGAUUAUUUAGCAGACACCAUUUUUAUUCAUAUUUAUUCA
Alosa alosa (allis shad) is the source of this 1401-nucleotide messenger RNA. RefSeq lists its product as uncharacterized. The record is from RefSeq and is a predicted model, not a curated record. The transcript is spliced from 7 exons. Bases 241 to 858 code for a protein of 205 amino acids. NCBI's taxonomy places the organism in Eukaryota, Metazoa, Chordata, Actinopteri, Clupeiformes, Clupeidae.